CCUCUUGUUACAUUUCAACCUUCACGCAGCUUCAGCGACUCACAACACAGCGCAAAUCAGCGUGCUUUGAAUUCACCACAACUGGCUUAUUGACUGGACUUUCUUGACUCGGUUUAGAUUCAACGCAGAUUUGUAAGUGGUGUCUUGCCCGCGGACGCACCGUUACUUCAUUAGUUAAUUUUGAUAGCUGUUGGCGAGCGGUUGCGCGCGCUUCACACAAGCAACAACAAGAUCAAAAACAAACCGACUUAGCUUAUUAUUAGCAAUAAACGCUGUAGACCCCGCAAUAAACAAGUACUAACAGUGGGUCACAACUGAGCAAAAAUAAUAACCGAAAAAACGCUAAGAAAAUUUAGACAACUAAGUUUUUGAUAACUAACAGCAGACGCUUGUGGUCGCGCAGUCGAAAAGGUGAACCAAAUUUGUCGAUUGCGCAACAAAAAAUAAUUUGUUAUAAUUGGAAAAACACUGGAAAAUAUUGCAGCUGUCUUCAAAAACACAGUGUUUAUAAAAAAGUGAGUGUCAGUGAUUUUCGUAAAAAAUAACGAAAGCAACAGUGAAGCUGAAAAUUAGUGAUAUAACUAGACGUUGAAACCCAUAGUGAACUAAAGAGAAUUUUGCAACCAAAACCGUUACCAUUUAGACACACAAAGUAACCACAGUAACAAAAUUAGACUGCAAGAGUGUGCCACAGUGGACGUGAGUUAACAAAUUUGUGACACAACAAAACCAAAAAACCAAGUUUUAGGCUGCAAUAUUUUCUUCGAGCAAUUUCUCAAAAUAUUUGAAAUUGGCUAAGUGCAAAGUGCGCUAAAUACAAAAUUUACCAAUAUAAUUGGCGGAAACUGAAAAUCAGAAGUACACUCAAUCAUUUUUGCAAAAUAUAGCAAAAGUUCUGUGAGCUUACAUACAUUUAUUAAACAGCUCAAAACUACAAACACACAAAAUAUUUUGUGAUUAAAUUUACUUCUUUGAAAGACUGAAAAGCUUCGGCUUUCACAAACGGCCACAAAAUACUACCAACACGCAAACGUAGUUCACAACAACCAAGUGUUAACAAAAUGAUUUCGCGUCGAAAAAUUAUAUCGCGUUCCCUCGACAAUCUAGAUAUGAUACCAAAUGUCGAAGAGGAAGAGGAUGUGUGGUAUAACAAGGAGAAACUUUUUAGGGACCAUAUCAACGAAGUGCUCAGCAAAUGGGAACAAAUCGAUGAUGAGAUUUGGGCGAAGGUAAUAGUAUUCGAAAAGAAUCGACGAGUGGCCAAAGCUUAUGCCAGAUCUUCGGUUAUCACCAUAAAUGGAGGGAAAAAUGGCUUUGACGGCGUAAGAAUUGGGUUGAGUGGUUUCGAAAAUCCUAUGCGAGAUGCGGAUACAAAACUUGUAAAAAAAUCGGUCGGUGAAGGAUUCAAAAUUAAAAUGGAUGAUAUUGGAAACAUACUAAUCAAACGUUAUGGCAAGAGUAAUGUUUUUGUGAACAAUACUUCAAUGGUCAACGAGGAGACAGUCAUUGGUGGCGACAUACUUCAAAUGCCGAAUAUGGGCCUGACAGCAGGCACAUCUGCGAAGCUCUUUGACAUGCGCAAAUAUACAACUAACAUAAAUCGAGAGUUCUCACGUUCAUAUCCAGAGAGCAGACGUCUGGAACGUCAAUGCUUGUCGGCCAUAUCAUUAGUCAAAUCGAAUAAUAAUCUAAUCAAUAACCCGCUAUGGAUUCUGGUCAUAAAUAUAGUCGCAAUUGAUAUGCUGAAGAAUCGCCUACAAGCACUGCCCAAAUCAGUGGAUGCGGUGGGUUCACGUGUGAUAAUAGCAGGAAGUGAAGAUCCGUAUUCGACCAUUGAGAGUCAGGUCGGUCUUAUUUAUCCCACACCUGCCGCCUCCGAUGACUCAAAUAAUUCAAAUAAAUCGAAUAACUCAAGCCAGUCGAGCAAAGGACGCCGCAGUGUUUACAAUGCAGGAUUCCUUGAUGACAGUCCAUAUGUGCCAAAGCCCGAUUAUGAAGUCUACAACCAAUCAGUGCCAAUGCUCUCCUCUAAACAAAAGAGCAAAUCUGAAUUACGUAAAAAACAAGAUGAUCCCUACUAUUGCGGCUUGCUUGCCCGUAUACCGAAUUUCAUCAAAUCUUCAAAAAAGUGCCCCAAUAAGAAGGAGGCGAAAAUAUCACGUAAAAUUUCAGCUUCACAACAACAAAUUGUCGAACCACAGCCAGCACAGCCGCUGCCCAUUGCCACAUUCCACCAGUAUCCGGCUCACCAGCCACCAUAUUACCCAUACAAGCUACUCCAUGCGCGACAUCAUAGACUCUCCCAAUCGCAAUUGUCAUUGUGGGAUGCGCGCAGCCUGAUUAGCGCACAUGAAUAAGAGAGGUUAGGUGGCACGUCACGGACGCAUGAGACUAUGGCAAAUAAAACAUAAACCUAAGUAACAGCGUUAAUCAAAAGCAUUUUUUGUAAAAAUGCAUGUGAUUUCUUCCUUAAUCAAUAAACAUAAGUAUAGUAUAUGUAUGUAUGUAGUUGUAGUAAUAAAAAAUAACUUUCUACGCCAGAACGUCUUGAAUUUAAAACGGAGAUUACUACAUAAGUGAUUAUGAAUGUUUGUGUGUAUACACGCAAUAUUAGAAAAUAUUACAAGUUUAUUUAUUUAUAAGAACCAUUUAAGUGAAAAUGCUACGCGUAUGUGUACCACUAUACGAUAUUGCCAUAAUUGUUUGAUUUUCGUAGCAGUUGACAUAUUAAACAUAAUUACGUAUAUGCAAACAACAUAAGUAUGACCACACAUAUCUUUUUCUAAAAUGAAGACUGAAACAUGUCCUAGAAAUAUUAACACUAUAAAUACUACGCAAAAAUAAUUUUUUGCGUGUAUGAAAAAAUUUAAUAAUAACAUAAUGAUAUUCAAAAUACUCGUAAACAGAAAAGUACUUAACAUAAAUGUGUGAAAAUCUGCCAGAGUAAUGAAUUAGUUUGUUUCUUAACUGCUAGCAGCUACUAGCAAUAAAGAAGAACAACACUGAGCGCAUCGAGAAGUCACUCUAGCAAGGAGCAAAAAACGAAAAAGUAAAGAAACGGAAAACAAGCAGAAACUAGCAAAAAAUGUCAAAAUGUUGUUAUUAACGCUUGCAAAUAAAAUGAGUGAAAUCAAAGCAAAUUCGUCAAA
This is a messenger RNA of Bactrocera oleae (olive fruit fly), 3149 nucleotides long. It is a transcript of the gene reb, whose product is annotated as rebuf. Gene Ontology annotation, biological process: regulation of DNA-templated transcription. Gene Ontology annotation, molecular function: protein binding. The record is from RefSeq and is a predicted model, not a curated record. Lineage: Eukaryota; Metazoa; Arthropoda; Insecta; Diptera; Tephritidae.